GUGACAGGAGCUCCUCAGUGUUGGGGAGUUUAAGGCUGGUGUGACAGGAAACACUCCAGCAGUGUGUGUGUGUGUGUGUCUGUGUGCGUGUGUGUGUGUGGUGGCGGUCCUACUUGGUCAGCACCUUACCAGCUGGUGAUGGAUCUGUAUUUUCUGACCCGUGGGCUGCUGUAUCUGUUCCUGCCUGUGUUCGGGGUCCCGGGGAACUGUGCUGUGAUCUGGGCCUUCCUGCUGGCACUGCGCCAGGAGGGCACCCUCCUGCCGGCCGAUGCCAUCGUCCUGCACCUGGCCUGUGCCAACCUGCUGGUGGUGAGCUGCCGCUGUGUGUUCGAGGUCUUCGCCAACUUCCAGGUUUUUAACGGCUUUAACGACCCCGGCUGUAAGGGCAUCUACUUCAUAUACAGGACGUUCCGUGGGCUCUCUAUCUGGCUGACCUUCACUCUGAGCUCCUAUCAGUGUUUGAGUAUAGCGCCCCCUGGCUCUCACUGGGCGACGCUUCGCUCGCUGUUUGGCCGUUAUCUGUGGCUGAUCUUCCUGCUGCUGUGGAUCAUCAACACCUCGGCCAGCGCUCCGACUCUGGUCUUCGCCGUCGCCGCGAGGAACGACUCCAAGCUGCUGGAGAACAGCAUCAACAUCCAGUUCUGCUUCAUCAACUUCCCCUCCGUCUUCGCUAAAGACGCUAACGGUGCGUUGCAGGUGGUCCGGGACGUUAUCCCCAUGUCUCUGAUGACCACCGCCAGCUUCAUUAUCCUCGUCUUCCUCUACCGCCACAGCCGGCAGGUCUCCAAUCUCCGCAGCGGCGCGGGAACCGGAGGGGGCGGAGCUUCAGCCGAGCGCCGGGCGGCCAUUUCUGUGGUAGUGCUGGUGACGUUCUACGUGCUGAUGUACGGCGUGGAUAACGGGCUGUGGGUUUACACACUGACGGUCAAGCAGACGCUGUCCUCUGCUCUAAUCAGCGAUCUGAGGAUCUUCUUUUCUAUGCUCUUCGCCGCCAUCAGCCCCAUCAUCAUCAUCACCACCAACAUGAAGGUGAAGAAGCAGCUGUUGUAAUGUUAUGUCAAACAAACCAGAGCUUAAAAAAGAGGUAAAUGAGAAACACGUGACAAAAAUCAGCACUCAGGAGAUGAUGAACAGGAGAACAGUUCCUUUCACUGACUGAGAUGACACAGACUGUAAGGGGCUUAUGGGAAUUGUAGUGAAGGGAAAUGAAUGAAGCAAAUAGAGAACAUGGAUGCAGAACAAACAUUUUUACCUUUUUAUUGCUGGAGCUUUGAUUAAUUGAUUAACGUAAGAUAAUUAAAUAUACCUUUUAUUUCAAGAUGUAAUUUUAAGAUUUUGAUUUUGAAGUAUGAAAUUUCUACAUUUGUAAAGAA
Astyanax mexicanus (Mexican tetra) is the source of this 1373-nucleotide messenger RNA. Its product is annotated as olfactory receptor class A-like protein 1. Gene Ontology annotation, cellular component: membrane. Gene Ontology annotation, biological process: G protein-coupled receptor signaling pathway. The transcript has 3 exons. Gene Ontology annotation, molecular function: pheromone receptor activity. The record is from RefSeq and is a predicted model, not a curated record. Lineage: Eukaryota; Metazoa; Chordata; Actinopteri; Characiformes; Acestrorhamphidae. Bases 139 to 1050 code for a protein of 303 amino acids.